AUGUUUGGUUUGCUUUCAAGCAGACCGAUAACGAAAGUUCCAAACUACGAUGAGAAUGAUUCAAUAGAUCUCCAGAUCAAGUCACUCUUGUAUGUAUUCAAGAGACUACAAGUAAACAAGUUCUCCUCGUUCUAUAGACAAGACCCGGUACUGAAGGAAUACUCAUUCAAGUACAUAGCCAGCUACAGUGGGGGCGAUUCAUCAGCUUACUAUGACAAGUUGGAUUCAACUUAUAACCUUGAAGGAUUUAAGGGAAUACUAUUACAUGAUGAGUAUAGAGUGAUGAUUGACUACGGUAAGAAUAAAUAUAGAUCGCUUUGCAUAGUUUCUGAGCUCCCCAGCCCAAACCUUUCUCGGCCAGGCUCGCCAGUAAAGGGGGAACCAACAUCAACUACUCAUAACAACCAUUCGGCAGGGGGAGAGGUAUUCCCUCCCAUUGUUGACUAUAAGGACAGACCUGUUAAAAAUUUUGGGUUUGUACAUCUCCCAUGUGAAAAUAUCUCGAUUGACAUGAUUUGUAACGUUUUGGCACAUUCUCCUAUAUAUGUGGAGUACGUUCAAAUCGGGUUUACCUCGCGGUACCAGUAUGCUAAAGAGAGUGUGGAAGAUGUAGUUGGUACCGAUAAUAACAAUAAUAUCAGUAAAAUGACAUUAUCCAAGAGACAGCAUGCAUUAAUCAUUCGGAAAUACUUAACAACCUUGGCUUUCAAUGUCCAAUUGAGUCGAAUAUAUGAAGAAUAUGUAAGGCAAAGUGCCAGCAGUCCACUUUUACCGCUGCCCCUGUUCCUGCUGCCACAUACGCUGCCUCGAAAGGUAGCAUCAUCAACGUCAUUAUCUCGAACAUCGUCAUCACUCACCAAAAUUGAAAAUCCUGCCAUACCUUCACCUUCCAGCCCAACUUCUCCCACAUCGCCUACUACUAUGAGGACGUUAAAAAGUAAGCCUUCCAUCUCCAAACUUAAGCUCAAUGAGCUUUAUACUCCAGUUAUGCUGGCGCCUUCAUCAGUAUCAAACACACUGGAAUCGCCUGAAAAGAAAUUUGAGAUUCAACUUGACAUUUGGGAGAAAUGUAAGAACGCUGUGAACGAAAAGAUUCUAAGAGAAAGAAGACUACUUGCCGUGCAAAGAGAUCGCUCGUAG
Molecule: messenger RNA, 1140 nt
Organism: Dujonia railenensis
Lineage: Eukaryota; Fungi; Ascomycota; Pichiomycetes; Serinales; Debaryomycetaceae
Source: the annotation of a GenBank genome assembly